Molecule: messenger RNA, 2659 nt
Organism: Vitis riparia (riverbank grape)
Lineage: Eukaryota; Viridiplantae; Streptophyta; Magnoliopsida; Vitales; Vitaceae
Product: peptidyl-prolyl cis-trans isomerase CYP63
Exons: 14
Coding region: 131-2239 (702 amino acids)
Biological process (GO): protein peptidyl-prolyl isomerization; protein folding
Molecular function (GO): peptidyl-prolyl cis-trans isomerase activity
Source: RefSeq, a predicted model, not a curated record
AAAGAAAAAAAAUCAGUCUCUCUCCCGUACUCGCUCUCCCUCUUUCUCUCUGGUGGAAAACGCCUCUGUUUAAUCUGAAUUGAGUGAAGCUUUGUUGAAUUCAGUGAAAGCAUCUGUGGAGGGAAGAGAGAUGACUAAGAAAAAGAACCCUCUUGUAUUCCUAGACGUAUCAAUUGAUGGGGAUCCUGUGGAAAAAAUUGUUAUUGAGCUUUUUGCAGAUGUUGUUCCUAAGACAGCAGAGAAUUUUAGGGCACUCUGUACAGGUGAAAAGGGUGUUGGAACUUCUACUGGGAAACCUCUGCACUACAAGGGAUCAUUUUUUCAUCGUAUAAUUAAAGGAUUCAUGGCCCAAGGUGGUGAUUUUUCAAAGGGAAAUGGCACUGGUGGAGAAAGUAUUUAUGGAGGGAAGUUUGCAGAUGAGAAUUUUAAACGGGCACAUGAAGGGCCUGGUUUUCUCUCUAUGGCAAAUAGUGGUCCAAACACAAAUGGGUCCCAAUUCUUUAUGACUUUCAAGCGUCAACCCCAUCUUGAUGGGAAACAUGUUGUUUUUGGCAAGGUUGUGCAGGGAAUUGACACCUUGAAGAAAAUUGAACAAUUGGGAACAGGUGAUGGGAAACCUGCUCGGCUUGUAAAAAUUGUAGACUGUGGUGAAACUUCUGAAAAUAAAAUUCAUGGUGCUGUUGGAACAGAGAAAGGGAGAAAGAAAAAAUCUGCGAAAGCACUUUCUUCUGAUGACAGUUCUGAUGAGCAAGCAAGAGGAAGACGCAAGAACUCUCUCAAAGACAGAAGAAAGAAAAGAAAACGGAAAUACUCAUCAUCUGAUUCAUACAGCUCCGAUACUGAUUCUGAUUCUUAUUCUUCUGAUAAUGAUUCAGCUUCAGAUUCAGAUUCCUCACUAUCAGAUUCAAGUUCCUCCAGCGAUGGAAGGCGUAGAAAGAGGAGGAGACCAUUGAAAAGAGAUAAGCACCAGCGCGGGAAAAAAAGGAAGGAUGGACGAAAGGAUAGGAAGAGAGGUCUACGUGACAAAAAAUCACGGCACAAGUCCAAAUGGAGUUCAGAGAGUUCGAGUGGAACAGAUAGUGGGAGUACUAGCAGCAGCAGAAGCAGCUCUGAUGAUGAGAAAGCCAGUCAUCAUGUUUCUGCUCAUAAAACCAGUAACUCAACGCACACUGAAAGCAAACACCCACGAAAUUUAGAUGCAGGAAAGAAAACUGGGGCCCUAGAACAAGAUACUAUUGCAAAACCACAAAAGGAUCAUGAACUGAAGAUGUCUGAGGAUGAUUCAUCGCACGAAGAGGGGGAAUUUUCUCAAAAGAAUGAACUUCUAAAUAAUGGACAUGGUACAGAAGCUAAAUCUGAGAAAACUGCCAAGCAACAUCCAUUGUCAGAUGACUCGGGCAAAUCCAGGAGUCUCACUCCCAGCCCAAGAAGAAGGGCAAAGAUUAGCCCAAGGAGAAAUCCAAGCAUUAGUCCUAAAAAAAUCUCAACUAUGAGUCCCAGAUACCAGCAUGACAGUCGCAGUCCUGCUAGGAAGUCUGGCAAGCGAAACCAGGGAAAUUCAAGGAGCCCAUUAGGUAGUCCUGCCCGCAAAGCCACUGAACCUCCUGCUUCGAAUCAUGGACGUGGUUUGUCAAGAAGCCCUUCUCCCAAUGGUGCUCCAAAACGCAUUAGAAAAGGGCGUGGUUUUACUGAUCGUUUCUCCUUUGCACGUCGAUACCGUACUCCAUCUCCAGAGCGUUCCCCGCGCCGGUCCUACCCUUACGGUGGAAGAAAUGUUAAUGCAAGGAAUCGCGAUAGGUAUUCAAGCUACAGAAGUUACUCAGAGCGCUCCCCACAAAGACGUUACAGAAGCCCACCACGAGGAAGGAGUCCCCCCAGAUACCGACGCAGAAGAAGCAGAAGCCGGAGUGCGUCUCGCAGCCCAGGUGCUUACCAUGGUCGUAACAGGGUCCGCAGCCGGAGUCCAAUGCGUAGUCCAAGUCCUACAGAUAACCGACCUCCCAUAAGUGAGAGGUUAAGGUCCCGUCUUGGACCCCAAGGUGAUGAUCAGCGCCCUUCAGAUAAAGGAAGGUUCAGAUCAAGGUCCAGGAGCAGAGGCUCAUCUGGAUCUGGAUCGACAGAGGCCACCCCACAAAAACCCUGCAGUAAAGCAGCUUCCAUGUCUCCCAGCAGGUCUAGAUCAAGCUCCCCAGAUGGACAAAAGGGUUUAGUCUCCUAUGGAGAUGCCAGUCCCGUAUGAGACAAACAGUUUUUAUUGGCGAUGGUUUGUAGAUUGGCAAGGACUAGCUUUCUGGGUAGACCUUUUAUCACCAUUUGGUGUACAAAAAGGCUUGACAGGCAUGAUGAGAAGCGUAUUAACCAGGUUCAAUCUUGCUAUGAUGGAAUGUAAUCUAAACAGCUUGGGGCUUGCCCAUCUCUUGGAAUUUUCUUGAUUUUGGCAUUUACUAAUAUUUGAUCCAAAUCUGAAAUAAGGCACCUUGACAUGGUUUGGAUAAUUAUCUGGGUGUUACAGCAACAUCUGAUGCGUUUGGCCUCCGGAGCUGAAACAGUUUUUCCUGGACUUGCAUGAAGAACAGUUUAUUUCUGUAUUGCCCUGUACUCUUGCUUUCUUUUAUCCAUGAAAUAUUUAGACUAGUUAAAAGACUUUUUUUGCUGCUCC